This is a messenger RNA of Sardina pilchardus (European sardine), 2774 nucleotides long. RefSeq names its product kelch-like protein 33. The record is from RefSeq and is a predicted model, not a curated record. NCBI's taxonomy places the organism in Eukaryota, Metazoa, Chordata, Actinopteri, Clupeiformes, Clupeidae. Gene Ontology annotation, molecular function: protein binding. The transcript has 4 exons. Bases 1 to 2682 code for a protein of 893 amino acids.
AUGACAUGUUUCCUGGCUCUGAGCAGUCUGAAUGACUGGGGCAAUCCAUUGUGGGAUCAAAGAGAGCUGAGUAGAGACACCAGGAGGGUGAGUGAGACGAGUGAGAGCGGCGAGGAGGGGUGGGCUCAAAGUGACCAGGAGGGACGAAGGGAGGAGACAGAGGAGGACAUGGAUCAGGAUGAACUUGUGGAUUCUCACAAUGAAGAUGAAGAAGAUAAUGACAGUAAUGUUGAUGACAAUGGGAAUGACCAUGGUGAUGAGGGUGGUCUGAUUCUUGUGGACAAAACAAGUUGUGUUGAUGGACAUGUUGGCAAGGCAACAAGUAUUGAUGCAAUACCGGGCUUUAGGGACGACAGAGAGUUUGCUAUGCUGGAGGGAGAAGAGGAAGGAGAACGUCAGACAGAAGGCGGUGACUCUGCUGAUGAAGAGGCAUUUGAUGACUGGGAUGAUGAAGAGUAUGUAGAUUACGAGGAUGAUGACAAAGACGACAAGACGCUCUACCACUGUUUCGCUUACCCAACCAAAGUGUUUCAGAAUCUGGAGAGUUUCAGGCACUCCUCCUUGUUCACUGACCUGACUCUGAGCACUCAGGAUGGGCAGAGUCUCCAUGCCCACUCCCCUGUCGUAGCCGCCGUGAGCUCCCUCAUCCAGCAGAAGCUGAGAAUGAAGUCGAAAUGGAGUCAUUCAGACAUUCUCGUGUGUUUAGGCCCCGAUGUGACCCAUUUGGGUCUUGCAGCCGUGCUAGAGUUUGCUUACACAGGAAACAUUCCUACUCUUUGCAAAGACACAAUCGAUUACAUACAGACUGCAGCCCUUGCACUGGGAGCACAAAGAGUUUUGGACCUCUGCAAACUGAAAAAUGAGGAAGAUGAGAAGGACAAGAGGGAGAAAGAGGAGGAGGACAAGAAGGUAAAAGUAACUGAAAAGAAUGGAGAGAAGGAGACAAAUAGCCUAUCUGCUGCAGAAGAGCUGGAGAUUACUUUGCAGUCCAUUAGAGAUCUGUGGGUGGAGAAAGCUGGCUGUGAUAUUGUGCUGCAGGCAGAUGAGCGACUGUUUCAUGCUCACCGAGUGGUCCUUGCUGCCAGCAGUGACUACUUCCGUGCCAUGUUCACCAGUGGCAUGAGGGAGACACGGCAGUGGAUCGUGGCACUCCACUCCUUGGGCGACGAAGAGCUGGAUGCUUUCCUCCAUUGCUUUUACAGUGGAUCUCUGGAGCUUAGCUGGGGCUGGGUGUUUGAUCUCGUUUGUGCUGCCUUGCAGUUCCAAGUCGAGCCUGCACUUUCCCUUUGCCUUGACUUCCUCCAACAGGAAAUAGAUGCACACUCUUGCCUCGAUGUGGCCUCCUUUGCCGAAGCCUAUGGAAUGUGGGACUUACUACAGUUUGCUGAUGACUUUGUCCUCAGGCAUUUUCAAGAUGUGUCCACAAGCCCCAAAUUCCAGCACCUGCCCAAAGACAAGCUGCUUAGGUAUCUGGAGAGUAAUGCUCUGUGUGUUCCCUCUGAGAUUGUUGUCUUGCGAGCAGUCAUGUCCUGGAUCAGUGCGAACCCUAACCAGAGAGUGAGACUAGCCAGUGACCUGAUCAAUAUGAUCAAGUUUCCUCUUUUGACUUUCAAGGAAUUCAGCGAAGCAAAAUCUAUUGCCCGGUGCUCCCAACAAAGCAUGCGAAACCUGUAUGAGACCAUGCUUGAAGAAUUCUGUUCACAAGAGAUAGAUAAAGAAUCUGAGUUCAGGGACUAUUUGCCUAAGGACAAUUUAGUUCUGGUAGGAGGAGAUGGAAUCACGUCCGACAUGGGGAACCGCAAAGCCAGCCGAGAGCUGUGGUACAGCAACGCCCUCCGCAACCACACAGGUAUCAUCAAACAGGUGGAGUGGAGGUUUCUGGGAGAGAUACCGGAGACACCAAGGUUCUGUCAUGAAGUCGCUGUUUUGGAAGACAAGCUGUAUGUGUGUGGUGGCCGCCAUUUCUAUGGCGAAAUGGACAUUAUGAAAUCCAUGUUCAGGUAUGACCCUUUUGACAACACCUGGAAAAGACUUGCAGACAUGCAGGUGGAAAGGGGACAGUUCUCUAUGGUGGUGCUCAAGGGAAUGAUUUACGUCAUGGGGGGUGACAGAUUAAACAUCAGUGUGGACAGUGUGGAACGAUACUGUCCUAACACAGACUCCUGGAGUUUUGUCCACCCUCUGGACCAGCCCAUGAGUAGCCACGCUGCCUUGGUGUGGAAUGGAGAUAUCUACGUCUCGGGAGGCUACAACUGUGAGUACCAGUGUUUGGUGUCCAUGUUCCGCUACCAUCCCGAGAGAGGAACCACCUACCUGGCCGACAUGCCCCACAGUCGGGCUCAGCACCGGAUGGAGUGUGUGGGUGAUCAUUUGUAUGUUGUCGGUGGACUGUGCGACAGCAGCACCUUGGACGACCUGUCAUGCCAAGUCUACAGUCCGGAGUCGGACUUCUGGAGCAGUAUUCCCCCAGUGGCCACACCGCACGUUGGGGCAGCUUCAGCCGUUCUGGAGGACAAGGUCUACAUCCUAGGGGGGUACAGUCAGAUGGACUAUAGCGAUUGCAAUCUCAUUCAUCGCUAUGACCCUGUCACAGAGUGCUGGGAGAACAUGGGAGAGAUGCCGGGUCCUACUACUGAAGUUCGUGCCUGUCGACUUUCCCUGCCCAGCCACUUAAGAGAGUGAGGAAGACUGUGAAUGUGUGUGUGUGUGUGUGUGUGUGUGUGUGUGUGUGUGUGUGUGUGUGUGUGUGUGUGUGUGUGUGUGUGUGUGUGUGU